AUGGACGAGAUUGAAAGAACACACGAGACAAAACUCAAUGGUUUACGUGAAAAAAAACAAAGACGUGCUCCACAACGACAGAUUCUUGGCCCGGUAACAAAUCUUCCGCAGAAGAUGGGCGAUCCGGUGACAAAUCUUUCAAAAUACAACUUAACCGAUAGCGAGCAUGAUGCUCUAGUUAAUGGAUUACAUCAUGUAUAUCCACCUGAAAAACUCGAUCAACCACAGUUCAUAUGCAAUAUGGAAUAUUUUUAUGCACGUCUUUUAAAUGUACGAACUGCAUAUCAGCAUUACGAACAGAAACCAUCCACUGAAGCUGUUCGUCAUCAAUUAACAUCAGUACAAUUGAGUGCUGCAUCUGAAUUACGUGAGACAGCGAAUUCUUUUCGAAAAGUUGCUCAAUCUGAACUGAAGAAAAUUGGUGCCGAACAUCAUUUUAUUAGUGAUCAAGAACACAAGUUGGCAUCCCCCAGUGGAUCAAGACCAGCUCGAAUAUACGGUGUACCUAAAUUACAUAAAAAACAAGAGAACUAUCCUCUUCGACCUGUAAUGUCAGCUACAAAAACAGUAGCUUAUGGACUCGGUAAAAUGUUGGCUAAUCGAUUGAAUACACUCCGUACAAGCCCGUAUAUGAUCAAAGAUAGAUUUGAUUUUGUUCGAAAAAUCAGAAAAUUAGAACAUGGAGAUAAAAAAAUGAUCUCUUUUGAUGUUACGAGCCUGUUUACUAAAGUUCCACUGGCCUACACUAUUGACUUGAUACUCGAUAAAAUGUACCCUACGUGUUCUUCCAUAUGUAAAUAUAAACAAAGAAGUCGUCUUGGUGAGAAGUGCAGGAAUAGAUCGGAUUUUCGACAUCUUCUUCGCUUAGCAACAUCAAAAACUCACUUUAUUUUCGAUAAAAAAAUCUACGUUCAACAUAACGGCGUUGCAAUGGGUGAUCUUCUGGCUCUGAUAAUUGCCGACAUUUUUAUGUCGCAUCUCGAGGACAGUUUGAUGGAUCACUUGAAGCAAAUUGGUGUCUGUGAUUGGUAUCGAUACGUCGAUAAUACAUUUGUACUUGUUGAAGCUACAACAAAAGUAGAUAAUGUGAUAAAAAUUUUUAAUAAUUUUCAUCCAUCUAUCACUUUUAUUCAUCAACUAGAAACAAAUGGCUCUCUUCCUUUUCUCGAUGUAUGGGUUACUCGGACACCUGAAACCAAGAAAUUUCAAACAGCUGUCUAUCGAAAAAAAACAUUUACUGGUCUAAUGAUAAAAUGGAAUUCCUUUGUACCUGGAAGUUACAAAAAGGGUAGUGUUGUAACCUAA
Rotaria sp. Silwood2 is the source of this 1305-nucleotide messenger RNA. The record is from the annotation of a GenBank genome assembly. Lineage: Eukaryota; Metazoa; Rotifera; Eurotatoria; Philodinida; Philodinidae.